Molecule: messenger RNA, 1228 nt
Organism: Boleophthalmus pectinirostris (great blue-spotted mudskipper)
Lineage: Eukaryota; Metazoa; Chordata; Actinopteri; Gobiiformes; Gobiidae
Gene: eva1ba
Product: eva-1 homolog Ba (C. elegans)
Exons: 4
Coding region: 370-861 (163 amino acids)
Source: RefSeq, a predicted model, not a curated record
AAAAAAACUCAACUCCAACUUUGAAAGGAAGUUACCACCUCUUCCAAACUCUCAGUGUACACACAGGCUCAUGAGGACAGCAGCACAGAGCAAGCAGUGAAAAGGGCUACUCAUAAUGCCGUGUUUCUGUUUGAAUUUGGAGAGAAAAAUGGGCAGGGAUAUUUGACAUUUGCCUGGGGCUGCCUGUGUGGAUACAAGAGCUUUUUGUCAUCUUAGACUGGUUGAUCAAAUGAGCUGUUUUAACCAGAAGAUCGAAGACUGCAAGCUCUGAUAUUCAGCAAACUCCAUCGAAGAACAGUCUAUUCAAUCACAAUGGCCUGGGACUAAAGACUUUCAUUUUGUGGUGGUGAAAAUUGAAAUAAAAUCAGUAUGGAUGUGAAAAAGAAGGAGAUGGAUCUUCUUAGCAACACUAUAGCUGCAUAUGCACACAUUAAAGCCAACCCAGAGAGCUUUGGGCUGUACUUUGUCCUUGGAGUCUGCUUCGGCCUGGUUCUGACCCUUUGUCUCCUGGUCAUCCGUAUCUCCUGUAAACCUCGGACCAACAUCUCCCCCUCCACGCCUGAGAAAAAACAGUUAAAGGACAUUAGCGAGGAGGACGAUGAGAGCGAAGAUGAGGAUGAAGAAGUAGAGGAAGCAGAAGCCACACCCAUUACGUUGCCAACCACAGAAAUCCCAAACGGAAAUCACACCAACCAUUCCGAUGGGACUCUGAGCGUGAAUGUAUUUACCUCAGCUGAAGAGUUGGAGCGGGCACAGCGGCUGGAGGAGAGAGAGCGGAUCAUAAGAGAGAUAUGGAGGAACGGGCAGCCUGAUAUUCUGGGCACAGGGACUGGGACUAUAGGCAGAGUGCACUACUACUAACAUUUACAAAUCACCAAAUAAACACUGGGAAGCAUUGUUUUUUUUGUUGUUGUUGUUUUUUUUUACUACGAGGACACAUCAAGUUUCUCAUGACUGCUUCAACUAUGGGACCUGAGAUGGGACUGAAAAUAUGUGGUGAUCCAUGACGUAGGCUCUGUUUUAUUGCACUUCCAAUGCUUUCUACAUGGGAUAAAGCCAAAAGUUAUUAAUCAUUAUGAAAUGCAAUAUUGUUUGGGUGCUGAGGGACACUUGAAGAUGUCAUUACAGAAUAUGUAGCUUGAUUAAAUGCACAGAAAUUGUUACGAAAUAUUUUUUGUAUGUAAUAAACCAUUAAAACACAUCCAUAGCCUAAAUGUUAAUGUUAUGU